GGCGGAACACGGGCACCGAGUCGUCUGGCAAGACUGCGGGCACCGAGUCUCGACCGAGCAAGACUGGGCACCGAGUCGUCUGGCAAGACUGCGGGGCACCGAGUCAACUGGCUGAACUGCGGGCACCGAGUCAUCUGGCAAGACUGCGGGCACCGAGUCAUCUGGCGGAAGACUGCGGGCACGAGUCAUCUGGCAAGACUGCGGGCACCAAGUCGUCUGGCAAGACUGCGGGCACCGAGUCGUCUGGCAAGACUGCGGGCACCGAGUCGUCUGGCAUUGGAUCGUCUGGCUCGACAGCGGGCAUCGGGUCACCAGGCAUCAGGUCAUUUGGCUCGCCAGCGGGCACCGCGUCAUCUGGCAAGGCAGUGGGCACCGAGUCACCAGGUACGACAGCGGGCUCUGAGUCAAUUGGCACGACAGCGGGCACCAGGAUCAGGUACCGGAUCAUCUGGAUCAACACAGCGGGCAUCGAGUCAACUG
Messenger RNA from Staurois parvus, 480 nucleotides. The record is from the annotation of a GenBank genome assembly. Lineage: Eukaryota; Metazoa; Chordata; Amphibia; Anura; Ranidae.